AUGAAACUCGAGAUGCAUAACGCUGUCGACAAAGACAGACCUAUAACAAUUGUUGCUGUGCCGAGUCAUCUGUAUCAUAUAAUGUUUGAAUUACUAAAGAACGCCAUGCGUGCCACCGUUGAACACCAUGGUGUUGAUGACGAUCUCCCUGACAUCAAGAUCUUCGUGGUCAGAGGUCAAGCCGAUUUAUCCAUCAAGAUUUGCGACCGUGGCGGUGGUGUUUCUCGGACCAUCGUGGAACGAUUGUUCAACUACAUGUAUAGUACUGCCCCUCCUCCACCAAGAGAUGGCACGCAGGCGCCACUGGCUGGUUAUGGCUAUGGCCUUCCGCUUUCUCGUCUCUAUGCCCGUUACUUCCUCGGCGAUCUUUUCUUGGUGUCGAUGGAAGGAUAUGGAACUGACGCUUGCAUAUAUAUGAAGGCUGUUCCUGUUGAAGCCAGUGAGGUGCUUCCCAUCUACAGUACGUCCUCCCGAAGAAACCUCACUAUGGGUCCCCAGGUGGCUGACUGGUCCCACAAUGUGCAUGGACAUUUCCGCCCAGGAUGA
This is a messenger RNA of Cooperia oncophora, 546 nucleotides long. The record is from the annotation of a GenBank genome assembly. NCBI's taxonomy places the organism in Eukaryota, Metazoa, Nematoda, Chromadorea, Rhabditida, Trichostrongylidae.